Messenger RNA from Drosophila bipectinata, 2697 nucleotides. RefSeq names its product microtubule-associated protein tau (gene tau). Gene Ontology annotation, molecular function: microtubule binding. NCBI's taxonomy places the organism in Eukaryota, Metazoa, Arthropoda, Insecta, Diptera, Drosophilidae. Gene Ontology annotation, biological process: neuron projection development; microtubule cytoskeleton organization. Gene Ontology annotation, cellular component: neuron projection. The record is from RefSeq and is a predicted model, not a curated record.
AUGCGAAAGUUUUUGGUUUUCUCUCUUCUGGGUAAAAAAAAAGAGCAUAAAGUUAAUUGCCAGGCAGUGCCUAGAACCAGUCGAGACUUAAAUUCGAGCAGUAGUCCCAGCACAUUGCCUCUGAUAUGAGCGAUACCGAUGCGAUGCGUCCACCUGGUGUGGGGCCGCCGCAGCCACAACCGCGUCCCCCAUUCGCCGGAGCUCGUCCCAUGGUUGGCAUGGGUCCACGUCCGCCGAUGCCACCCAACAUGGCACCCCGGCCGGGUCAGAUGCCACCUCCUUUGCGGAGCACGGAUAGCAAGAGCAACCUGCUAAUGGGUCCACCGAUGAGACCGGGAAUGCCAACACCGCAACUCAGUCAGCAGAAUCUGCAGCAGGCCCGGCUGCCCAAUUCCGGUGGCCCCCUCAGUCCACCCGGACAAGGUCCCCCUCGACCGCCCGGAGGCUUCAAUUGGAAUCCCCCGGCUGGAGCACCUGGCAUGCCACCGGGAGCCAGACCUCCACAGAACAUGACGCGACCGCCGCCACCAACAUUUGCCCGCCCUCCGCCGGGUCAGCCACUGCAGGCGCCAUUCCGACCGCCCUUCAAUCAGCAACCGCCCAUGCCACAGCAGCAGCAACAGCCGCCACAAAUGCAGCAGCAACACAUGCAACAGCAGCAACAGCCACCGCAACUACUACGCCCACUUUCAGCGGCGGGCUCCCACAGCAACAACAAUGACGACGACGAUGACGUGAUCAUGGGCCCGGCAGUGACUCCUCUCAAGUCAUUCAAUAUGAAGGCCGAUCCCAUGGGCUCCCCGUUGCUGGAGGAGACGGAGCCACCAUUCGAGACGAGCCCCCCGGCGGUAGACUCCAGGAAGGGGCCGGGUUUCAAAGGCGACAAUGACAGCGGUGUGGAUGAAUCAACUCAGGAGAAGGAUCGAAACGGACCCAUCUCGCCCAGCUCACCGGUGAAGACUCCCACAUCGACCUCAUCGAAGCCGGACAAGUCGGGCACCUCGCGUCCCCCGAGUGCCACGCCCUCGAACAAAUCGGCUCCCAAGUCGCGCAGCGCCUCCAAGAAUCGCUUGCUCCUCAAGACUCCAGAGCCCGAGCCAGUCAAGAAAGUUCCAAUGAACAAGGUACAGGUUGGACAUGCACCUUCGCCCAAUCUGAAGGCUGUUCGCUCCAAAAUUGGAUCUUUGGAUAAUGCCACCUACAAGCCAGGUGGUGGCCAUGUGAAAAUCGAGUCCAAGAAGCUGGACAUCAAGGCAGCACCACGCAUCGAGGCCAAGAACGACAAGUAUGCCCCCAAGGGCGGUGAGAAGAAGAUAGUUUCAACAAAGUUGCAGUGGAAUGCGAAGUCGAAAAUCGGUUCGCUGGAGAAUGCCGCCCACAAGCCCGGGGGCGGCGACAAGAAGAUCGAGACCCUGAAGAUGGACUUUAAGGACAAGGCCAAGUCAAAGGUCGGCUCCAAGGACAACGUGCAACAUAAGCCCGGCGGCGGUGAUAUCAAGGAUAACAACCCGAAGGAUAUUCAAACGCAAAAACUAGAAAUUAAGGCACAAAGCAAAGUUGGCUCUUUGGAUAAUGUAAAGCACAAGCCCGGUGGCGGUGAAAAGAAGAUUUUCGAUGAUAAGGAUUAUUUGAAAAAUGUUGAACACUCUGUUGCACUGACAACACCACCAACACAGAGUCCACUACCAUCCAUGACGGCUUCUGGCGCUGAUGAAAAUUUAAAUCAACAAAGCUAAAUGCCCGAAUUGCAUGUCGAGCUGAAAAUCUGAAUCUUUUCUUUGCUAAAAAUAUAGGAUUGAAAUGUGAAAUGAUUAUUGAACAUUGAACCAGCUAAUUUGAAAUGUACUAUCUAAGCAAAAGCUACACAAAGCAAAAACCAAACGAAAGUUACGCAAUAAUUUCCACACCCCCACACACAAAUAAGAUAUAAAAUUGAACAAAAAAAAAACCAAUCCGAUAGAGGUGCAAGCACGCAAUGAGAUGCAGAUACAUCUAUUUUACACCACAUACGUAUUUGGUUUGAAAAUCAAAAGUAUAUUUGACUAGUUGAGCAAUGCACUCUUUAUCAUACAGAUACCAGACAUAAUUAUAUAUCUCAAUGUAUUACAAGAACUUCAUAUAUACAUACAAAUAUAUAUAUAUAUAGUGACAUAUCCAUAGCAUUAUACAUAAACUAUGUAAAUGUCCACACACCCACACACUCACACAUACACAUUAAGUAUUUGUCAGAACUUACCCUUGAGACUUAGAUUCAAAUAGGCAAAUGCACCGAACAUGAUCCUAGCCCAAAUCAGACCUAAACAUAAUUGAGGAUGGAAAAGUACUUAUAAACAAAAAUCCUCAGACUAAACAGACCGAGGGAAACAUGCAUUCAGCACGUUCCCAUAAUUCAGAUCCCCAAACCCAAUCGUAAAACUCAAAUUUCGGGACCAAAGACAAAAACAAAUUCAAAAGCAAGAAUCCAAAGUCCAAUCGGGAAAGUUCUCAGCCUAAACAAUAAAACACACUCAAUUAGAAUAAACACACUCAAGUAAAGCUCGAAAGCUCCAAAACCGAGGUUUGAUCGUAAAAGAAGUCAGAGUUAGGAGUGAAGUUCAGUUUAAGAUCUACAAGUAGUAGGUUGGUGUUCUUCAAAUAAAGAAUAUUUGUAACCAGUUGGACAUAAGAAAAAUAAAGAUAAUUUUUUUUUAUUGAAAA